Molecule: messenger RNA, 3663 nt
Organism: Plasmodium coatneyi
Lineage: Eukaryota; Apicomplexa; Aconoidasida; Haemosporida; Plasmodiidae
Exons: 4
Coding region: 1-3663 (1220 amino acids)
Molecular function (GO): metal ion binding
Source: RefSeq, a predicted model, not a curated record
AUGCAUCGAUUUAAGAUUUACAAAAUUCAGAUGUGCAAAUAUGCACUGAUAAAUAAGUGUGACCGAGGAGAAAACUGCACCUUUGCCCAUGACAUUAGCGAACUGAGGAUAAAGCCCGACAUGAGGAAAACGAAGUUAUGUAAAAGUUACAUACUAGGAAAAUGCACUGACCAUAACUGCAUUUAUGCCCAUUCAGUGAACGAGCUGAGGGAGGUUGGGAAGCCGGCUAUCUGCCAGCUUCACAGAGAAGGCAGGUGUAUCAAGGGAAACCAGUGCAGGUUUGCGCACUCCAUAAAUGACAUAAACACGAAGCUGGUGCAGUUCUAUGAGGAGAACAUGCACGAGGACGAAAUGGAGUUUUCUCACCUGAACAGGUGCCUGGAUUUCGUAAACCAGGGAGAAUCGUCCACACUAAACAGGGGAAGCGACCUGCGCAGCGAAGAACUGCUACACCUGGCCCGCCAAGAAAAACACAGAGAGUGGAAACUAAGCGUAAACUUUAACGAGGGUAGUUCCAACUCAUCAAGUGCCUCCAACCAACACACGCGGGAAAAGGCGAAAAGCGCCAACAGAACAAACAACACAUCCAAAGGUAUGAACAGAGCAAGUCUGAUAAAGAACUCUUCCUGCAGUGCGUUCUUAAACAAUAACAUUCCCAAUUUGAGCUCUCGGAAGGAAGAAAAAAAAAGCGAAGUUCUCCUACGUGGCAGAAAUGGGAAGUACACAAAAUUAUGUGCAAUAAACAUGAGUAUGAAAAGCACACAAGGGGGAGUCAACCGUUAUGAUAAAGAAUUACUCCUCCAGGAUGAUAAGGAGGAUUAUCCAUUAGAAGGAAGAUUUAAAAAAAUGAAUUACCCUCAGAAUAGACAGCAGCAUGAGGGAAAUGGUUCCACUGAAUCGGUGAGGCAGAACCUUACGCCCCCCUUCAAUUCGCGCUCUAUCAUAUCCUUUAAUGGGGAAGAAUCUGGGCAGAAUAGGAACAAUUGUGGGGUGGUGGAUUACAGAAGUGGGACCAGUGGUGAAGAUUCGAUUUACUUCGGCCUGGGAAAAAACGUGGACGCCAUGGGUGAGAGGUCCACGUUACGGUUAGGUAACAACCAAGGUGGAACCACCCGUGGUAAAAAUUUUCCGCCGGGGGAUGUGUUCACCAGAGUGCGAGCCUCGGGGAAGAAGGCCCUCUCCAGCGAAAGUACCACAUUCAAGGAGGAGAAAAAAAGAAGUCAGGCCAACGCUGAUAAGGGGGACGGGUUGAUACAUAGUACAGACCGGUUGAACGUUCGGGGAGGUGUCUCUUGGGAGGGUAAAGGCUACCCAAUGGAAAUGCUAUCCGGGAAUAGCGGUGUGGACAGGAACAGUAACGGAGGCAGGAAGGUUCCUCAUUAUGUACUCGAGGAGAACCUUUCCAAUGAGAUGAAGAAGGGAAAUGGAAAAGAUAACGAUGAGGAGAAAUUUCAUCUGGCUAGGUAUUACGAGUCCACUUUGCCCAUUAGUAGGGAUGACAUGUGUGAUUUCAUGGAGGGUUCCCUCCUCCGGUUGGCACAGACAAACGAACACGUCGAGAAUCGAAAUGCAUGUAGCACGUGUAAGACCUACCUGGAUGUUGACGUACAGAAGGUAAGAGGACGUCUUGGUGGGGAAAAAGGACAGUUGGACAGGGGUAGCAAAAGUGGGGUUAUUCCAAGAAUGAGUAGCCAGAAUAAAACAUUGAACGUUAGGGAGAGUGGUCCUCCUAAUGGAAGCAUCCCGCACAAGGGAUCGACUACCUGUCUGCCUGAGGUGGAAAAUGCAAAUGCAAAUGGUAGUAGUGAUCAGAAUGGUGUCUCGAAGGAAGGGUCGGCGGAGGGACUGACCCGAUACGGCAGCGGCAUGCAAGGCGGAAGCAACAGUCAGUAUGGCAGUAGCAGCACAGUGGAUAUGUGCGCGCAAAAUGUUGAUGAGGUUUUUUUCGGAAGGAUUGAGGAGAGCGGAAUUGGAUCGGCCUGUCGGAAAAGCGGGGGGGUAAUACGCGAUUCGAUGGAAAAAGCAUUGUUGGGGAGUCAUGAAGAGAAGAAGGGGAACCCCCCUGACGCGGCUCACCAUAACGAGCUCCUAAAAUACUUUGAAGAGAUGCAACAAUGGAGCGGAUGUUCGGUGCUGGAGAGGUUGCAGACGGAAGAUGGAAACUUCCAGAGGGGCGUCAGUGACGACGAGCAUGGGGAGGUCCCCAAGGACAGUCCAAUUCUAUUGGGGGACUACGCAGGGGCCAAGAACUGUGCCAACCUUAGGCCGUAUAACUUAUUUUCCAUGUUCAGACAAAAGAGUCCCGACUUGAGGGGAUUGCCGGAUAACUGUGGCGUGAAAAGCGCAUCACAUAGGUGUGUCUCACAAGAUGAAGUCCUCCUAGGGGGAACGAAGAAUGACAGUAGCGACCACGCCGGGAGGAAGGACCUUUCCAGUGUUAGGAGUGUUGCUAAUCAGAAGAAGGUAGUUGAACCAGUCGGCGGUCGGAAAAGGGAAGGGGAUGUCCCUGUUUACUCACUUGUCAGCAAUGGCAGGAACAAUCCCACAAAUAGUAGCCGCUACCGCAUGAAUGUGCAAAGCGACUCUCCAGGGAUGAAUAACUACCAUGAUGGAUGUGACGAUUAUGUUAUCCAUUCGAAUGAGGACAAGAUGAUCGAAAGGGAGAAUCGUCUGUUGUAUAGGUGGUUAGGUCUGUCCUCGUUAAGUGAAAGCUGCCCCAUGGGGAUGGACACCUCUGGAGAAAGUCCCCUCCUCACCCUGGAUGAUGAAGAAUCCUACUUGGCAAAUUUAGACAGGACCGGAGGUAUGAAGAAUGUCCUAUCGGAUGGGAAGGACAUGAGUUGUUGGUCGAAAAGGAGCAUGUCAAGGAGAAGAGUGGUCCACAAUGGAGAAGAUUCCCGAUUGAAGAGCAAAGAGGAAGAGCUUUAUCACUCCAGUUUGGAUAAUAUCCCCAUUGGGUACGAAGAAAUGGGAAGCGAAAACAUUUUUAUGGCCAAUUAUAGUUGGGACGAUAAGGAGGAAAGACUUGUGAGCACCGAUGAAGGGGCUGUCAGGAUAGGUAACACGAAGGAGAAAAAAGGGGAGACACAUUUUGAGAAGAGUGAUUUAUAUGAUGACUUAACGGAGAGGAAUAUUUUCUCGACACGUCAUCUUUGUGAAGGGGGGGAAGCGAACUUGAUAAACGACCUCUCCUGGGGUGGUCCCAAGUGGGAUGAUCAGAAGUGGGAUCAAGUCAAUCUUGAGCCGUUCGACAGGAUACACAUGGAAGAUGGUUCAGCAGGUGGGUGCGACAACGGAUUAGUGGGAAGUAACGCGCACAAGGAGAACAGAUCCGAUAGGGGGAGGAAUCACGCAAGUCACGCGCUGACGGGGGCCUUCCUCAACUAUGACUACGAGAAAGGGAUCGAAGACGACGUAGUGCGAAGUUUCCUGGAGGAGAGUAACUCCCCCCCGUACGACCGCCUGGACAGUUCCUUCUUUUAUGAUUUCCACGAGGGGGGUAAUGGAAGGCCUUUUUUCAGUUAUGGUGAAGAUGGUGCGCUAAGCGGCAAGGACAAGAAUUCUUUAUAUGACGAUGCGGACGCCGCCGCAUUUGACGAUGGGGCGUUCUGCGUUGAUCUGUCAAAGGACAUGGACCUUCAAUUUUUCAGCCAAGGUGGGUAA